Messenger RNA from Tripterygium wilfordii, 2446 nucleotides. Its product is annotated as UDP-xylose transporter 1-like. Lineage: Eukaryota; Viridiplantae; Streptophyta; Magnoliopsida; Celastrales; Celastraceae. Gene Ontology annotation, cellular component: Golgi apparatus. The transcript is spliced from 8 exons. Gene Ontology annotation, molecular function: antiporter activity; UDP-xylose transmembrane transporter activity. The record is from RefSeq and is a predicted model, not a curated record. Bases 1313 to 2332 code for a protein of 339 amino acids.
AAUUUUUGUACAUCUGUGGCUUAGACUUGAAUGAGUAUUCUACGUCUCGAUUUGAUCUUAACAUAGCCUUGAUGUGUGUCUUUAGAGGCCGGUUCUUCAUGAGGGUUUGCGCGAGGCGGUGUGAUUAUCUUCUAAGCCUCAUUUUGUGUAUUUUAUAAAUAAAUAUUAUUAGUUAUAGAUGAGAAAGGAGAUUUUACAAUUUCUACGCAUCUCCCCAAACGGUGUUGCACUAAAGUAUUGAAUUAAAAACAUACUUUGCAGCUGCCCAUUUGAUGUCAAAUCGUAGAUGCUCAGGUAAGCCAUCACGGCCACCAGAGAUGGACAACCUUGGACUUUUGAAGUCUGGUAAAAGUUACUAAUUAUAAGAAUGAAUUAAAUAAUUUUGUUUUUAAAGGUAUCUCGUAAGUUGGAAUUGAUUAUCAUUCAAUAAAAAUAAUAUUUUUUCGUUGUAAUUUGGACUACGCCCGGUUACUGGGGAUGGUGAUGUUUCAGAGAAUAUCAAGAAACAAAAGGACGACUUCUCUUGAGUGGAACUGAAGGCUUUCUUGUCACCAAACACACUAAUUUGAGUUUGAGGAAGGCAAGGUGUUUUGCUUGCAAUGGCAGAUACCCUCACCCUCACUUAGACUAUGAUAGAAAUACUCAUCUCACCUUCCAGGCUUGUUUGUCAAGACUCCUUUGAGUUUGAGUUGGUGAAAGCUACUAACUAAAACAUCUAUAUCUAUCUCUGUAUUGUACUGGAGACACAAGACAUAACUUCUUCUGCCAGUCUCCAAUCCAUAGGUUUUAUAAUGUAUUAAUCAUGAACAAACAACAAGAGAGUAGAAACUAGAAAGUCGUAAGAUCUAGAACUGCUCUGUACACAAAUCAGAGUAUAAAAUUGUGUUGGUUGUCAGUUGAGAUGGAAAUUCUACCAUCUUUGACAAUCUAAAAUACUUGCUUAAAUUAAUCGUCAACUGCUUUCGGGAGCUUAAACACGUGAGGACUGAAAAACACACAUCAUUAAAUUAAACAAGGACCAAACUGUCUGUUGCUCCUUAAAUAAAUAUAACUGCCUUAGGCACCAACUUCUUGCCACUCACAAAUAAAAAAGGGUGCCUCAAACUCCAUUCUCAUAUAACCCAAUAACAACCUCUCUCUCUCUCCCCCCCAACAUCUUCUGCUGCAGUGAUUCGUCUUGCCAACUCCAGUGGUUGGAUGUAGCUGUAGGAAUUUUCCUCUACCCUGUUAUAGAACUCUUUGUACAAUAUUAAGGUCUGUGCAUUGAAUUCAAGCUCUCUUUGAAGUCAAAACACUUGUACAUCCAUCAAAGAUGGGGGAGAUGUCGAGCUUCCAGAUUGGCGUCAUUGGCGCGCUCUUUCUUUCAGUGGCAUCAUCUGUCUCGAUUGUCAUCUGCAACAAAGCUUUGAUGAGCAAUCUUGGGUUUCCUUUCGCCACAACUCUAACCAGUUGGCAUCUUAUGGUGACAUUCUGCACCCUUCAUGCCGCUCAGCGCUUCAGUUUGUUUGAGUCCAAAUCCAUUGACAUGAAGACUGUCAUGCUCUUUGGCAUCCUAAAUGGCGUGUCCAUUGGACUUCUUAAUCUGAGCCUUGGAUUCAACUCUGUUGGAUUCUACCAGAUGACCAAACUUGCAAUCAUACCCUUCACUGUAUUAGUGGAGACUCUUUUCCUGAAGAAGCAGUUCAGUGAGAAGAUCAAGUUUUCUCUCCUAAUCUUGCUCAUUGGAGUAGGGAUUGCCUCCAUAACUGAUCUGCAGCUCAAUUUUGUUGGAACAGUUGUUUCCAUUCUGGCCAUUAUAACCACCUGUGUUGGUCAAAUUCUGACAAACACAAUACAAAAGAGGCUGAACGUCUCGUCGACGCAGCUGCUUUACCAGUCAGCCCCAUUUCAAGCAGCAAUUCUGUUUGUCUCUGGCCCUAUAGUAGAUAAGUUCCUCACCAAACAAAAUGUCUUUGCUUACAAGUAUUCAACUAUAGUCUUGGCAUUUAUCAUCCUAUCAUGCAUUAUAUCCGUUUUUGUGAACUUCAGCACAUUCAUGGUUAUUGGGAAGACAUCUCCAGUUACAUAUCAAGUGCUUGGACACCUCAAGACAUGCCUUGUUCUUGGAUUUGGAUACACAUUGCUGCAUGACCCUUUCACUGUAAGAAACAUUAUUGGAAUCCUUGUUGCUAUGGGUGGAAUGGUCUUGUACUCCUAUUUCUGCACCCAAGAUAACAAAAAGAAACAAUCUCUUGACCUUUCUCUUGGGCCUCAGGUGAAAGAUAAGGACACUUCACCACUUUUGGGACAUCAAGAUGUAGAAAGUCACGAUCCAAAGAAAUCUCUUGCUUAAGAACUGGCUGUGCCAGAUUAAGGUUGCUUUUUGGUAAUCUUUAUCAUAAGACAUUUUGUUUGUGUACAUGGAUUCCAUUCUUUAUAAAUAAGAAAAAUACUCAUUUUUAGUUCA